Molecule: messenger RNA, 4755 nt
Organism: Seriola dumerili (greater amberjack)
Lineage: Eukaryota; Metazoa; Chordata; Actinopteri; Carangiformes; Carangidae
Product: dystrobrevin beta-like
Exons: 23
Coding region: 291-2159 (622 amino acids)
Biological process (GO): synaptic signaling
Cellular component (GO): plasma membrane; synapse
Molecular function (GO): zinc ion binding
Source: RefSeq, a predicted model, not a curated record
CCGGUACAACGGCGGCGGCGGGUGAGGAGGGCGUGAAGCAUGGUUCGCUACGGAAAUAAAUAACGGGACCCGGGGGGAGGACAGUAUUUAAACCAAAGAGGAGGCCACGAAACACGGUGAAAAAAGAGGAAACGGAUAUUUCAAGAGAGAAGAAACUCAAGCUCAAGUCAGUGCCACACGUUUCAGUGUUGAUGUUGGUAUUUGGCCACGAACAGGCUACCUGCCGAAAAUAGUCCCGACAUCCUUUGUUGAGGCUCCUCUGUCCUGUGUGACCCCCUGACACAGAGAGGAUGGUGAUGGAGGAGGGGGGUCAAAUAGACAGAGGGAGAGGGGCUCCAACGACAGCAGGAGCAGAGGGAAGGCAGAUCUUCGUGGAGCUUGGGGAGCAGAACUUUGAUGCCAUUAUUCUUUCUACAUAUCGAACAGCCUGCAAGCUCAGAUUUAUACAGAAGAGAUGCAACUUGCAUCUGAUCGACAUAUACAACGUGAUCGAGGCGGUGCGGGACGCUGGUCUGAACGCCGUCGAGCUGAAUGCCGGGAUCUCUGUGACCAGGCUGGAAAACCUGGUGUCCUCCCUGUUCAACCAGCUCAGCAAGCGCCUGCCCACCACACACACCAUCAACCCGCAAGAGAGCACCGUCCUGUUAGUUGAAUUCAUAUUGGCUGCCAUUGACAGUGAACCAGACAGCAGACUGACGGUGCUGUCUGUGAAGGCGAUGUUAGCCAUGCUGUGUGGAGGGAAACUGGUAGAUAAACUCCGCUAUGUGUUUUCUCAGGUAUCUGACUCCAGCGGUGUACUGGUGCUGUCCAAGUUUGACGGUUUUCUGAGGGAGGCUCUCAAGUUGCCCACCGCUGUACAUGAAGGGCCGUCAUUUGGCUACACACACACGCUAGCACGCUCAUGCUUCCCACAACAGAAGAGGGUGAUGCUCAACAUGUUCCUGGACAUUGUAGCUGAACCUCCUCAGUGUCUUGUCUGGUUGCCUCUCAUGCACCGCCUGGCCAAUGUGGAGCAUGUCUAUCACCCUGUGUCAUGCUCCUACUGUCGUGGCAACGGCAUGACGGGCUUCCGCUAUCGCUGCCUCCGUUGCCGUGGUUACCAGCUGUGUCAGAACUGCUUCUGGCGCGGCAACACCAGCGGCUCACAUAGCAACCAGCAUCAGAUGAGGGAGCACUCGUCCUGGAAGUCGCCGGCGACUAAGCUUGGCCGAGCCCUGAGCAGGACUCUGGGCUGUGUCUCGUCAAGAGAGCCCCCCCACCCAAUUUAUCCAGAGGAACCCGAGAGGACGCUUAACCUCAGCAACAUAGUCCCCUCUCGACCUGUAGAGAACACCAGCGAGGCCAUGUUGGUGUCCUCAUCAGCACCGGAAGCCACCAAGAGUUUGGCAGCAGCUCAGCGCAUGAACGAGGAGCACGCUCUAAUCGCUGCAUAUGUGAAUCGCCUCCAGAACAGCCCGCGUAUGGACAGUCCCAGCCGACAAGACGAGGAGCACAAACUGAUCGCCCGCUACACCUCCCGCCUGGCAGAGACUGACGGCACGGGAGUGAUACCGAACCGCAGCAUCAACUUUGACGUGAACAAACAGAAGAGGGAGCUCAUUGCACAGCUGGAGUGCAAGAACAGAGAGAUCUUGGCAGAGAUCAAACGUCUGCGUACAGAGCAUGAUGCAGCCUGCCAGCCCAGCCCGGAGAAGGGCAGCACCAACCCAACUCUGCUGGCUGAGCUUCGCCUGCUCAGGCAGAGGAAAGAUGAGCUGGAACAGAGGAUGUCGUCUCUGCAAGAGAGCAGGAGGGAACUGAUGGUACAGCUGGAGGGACUGAUGAAGCUGCUCAAGGAUGAGGAGCAGCGGCAGGCAGCGCAGGCAGCUGGCUCUUCUCACUCCUCUCCUUCUCGACCGAGUCCAUCAACCAUGCGCUCUGCAGGUGCUGUGUCUCCACAGGCUCACAUGUACCCUCCUCAGGACUCCCUCGCAGGGGUGGGUGGUGACGUACAAGAGGCAUUUGCUCAAGGCCCAAGAAGGAACUUGAGGAACGACCUCCUGGUAGCAGCCGACUCCAUCACCAACACCGUGUCCUCGCUGGUCAAAGAGCUGCACUCUGAUGAUGGUCGAGAGGAAGAGGAGAGAUUGCUGAACGGGAAGGACAGAGGGUUUUUCUGAAAAUGUUCACAUUAAAGGUGGUGAGAACUGGUUAAAAUGAUCGCAGGAGAAAGAAAAGCAGCAGAGUGAUGUUUCAUCACGGCCAAAGAAGACUGACAGGGAUUAAAGUGUAUCUUGUUAUAUUCAUCGUUAGCCAAUGGGGAUUAGAGCUCCACUGCCAAUCAACCAAUCACGAUGCUGGACACCAAAUGACUCCCAUCUCCCCCCUUCCCCCCCAGGGUCCCUACUGAUGUAUAGCUGUGAUUCUGUGUGUGUCUUGUCACUGUGGUUUUACUUGUGUUUUGAUUUGAUUGUGCAUAGCUAGAGGAGGAAUCUGAAACCUACUGAUUUGUACUGUAGCAUGUGUGUGUGCUCUGCGUUUUCCAGUUGCGAGAGGAUCGAGUAAGUGAGAGAGACACCGUGAAGAGACAGAAAGGUGUGUUUUAGGAAAUUUGUGAAGGAAAAAAAAAGCGAGAAAGUUUCAGGGUGGAGAUAUGUAACUGUAUGUUGAGAGAAAAGAUAGAGGGAAAAAACAAAGGAAGGUCAGAAAGACGAGAAGUGAGAUGUAACGUUUAAAGUUUCAGCACUGUGUGCUUAGUAUUUAUUGCUUUGAUUUGAUUUUUGCCAUUUAUUCAUUUGGUUUGAGUGUUUCUGUGUAUGUGAGUGUGGUCAGGCCCUGCUGAGACUAUAAGCUUUAAUGGGACGUUUCCUGCUGCAUCAAGCCCAGCCAGGCCCCCUGUCUGGCUGAGGCGAUGCAGGGUGGAGAGUUGAAGUCUUGGUCCCGGUCCAGGUGUCUUAAACCUGGAAGAGAUUAGUGCCACGGAUGCUGGUAUGAUAGCAGCUCAGGUUGUCCAUGCCUCUCUGUCGAUUCCCGGUACUGCAGUGGGACUACAGUUAAAGAGGAGAUAUCUGAUUACUCUGCGUGUGUGUGUGCGCGUGUGUGUGCGCGUGUGUGUAUGCGCGUGUGUGCGCGUGUGUGAGAUGGAGAGAGAGUGAAUAUAAAACCAUUUGCUUGAACAAGGUCGAUGUAGCAAAGUGGGUGGAGAAGUGGGCUUCAUUAAUUUUUAUUCCCAUUUUAAAAUGUUUCUUUUAAAGGCUCAGUUCACACAAAAUUACACUUUUUUUUCUCUCUUAACCUCUGGUGCAGUGUUUCACAAGAUAAAUCAUGAGACUAUUGAGGGAAUAAGGAAGAAAAAGAAAUUCAUGUAGAUCUUUUCUGAUUUCAUUCUAUUAUUUUCUUGUAAAGUAUUGGGUACAAGAUUUUGAAAUCCUUAAAUUAUGUAAUAAUUGGAUGAAUUGCUCACAAUUCAUUAUAAGAUAAGAAGAAAAUAGCUAGGAAUAAGUCAUCUCAGUUCUUGAGAGGUUGUAAAACUUCAGGCUUCAAUGCCAAUACAAUUCCUUAAGGAUAAUGACUUAUUGAGUACAGUAAAGAGAGAAACACAACGGCAACAAAACAGAGUAAAACCUCUAAGAAAAAACAUCUAUACGAAGGAUUAGAAAGAGCACCAAAUACCAAACCACCCAGAUAGUGUGAGGUGUUUUUGUCAGGGGGUAGAGAUGUAUGUCUCCACUCUAGUACAGUGGGGAUGAAUAAUAUUUGUUUGUGGCAUGAAAACAUGGCUGACCAGCAACAUCUCUUCACAGAAACAAUGUCCCUGUUACUCUGAACGCAGCACACAAACAACAGUUUUCACUGGAGUUGCUUUUUAUCAAACAAAUAGUCCCUAUGAAAACGGUUCAGAAAACGUAUGUUGUGUAAUUUGGCUGUGAACUGAUCUUUUAAUAAGUAACUCUGUGAUCUAUUUGCUGAAGUUGAAUCAACUUCAUCCUGGUAGAAUCAGAAUUAAACAGAUUCUUAAGAUCUGUGAUUGGAGGUUUCUUGAAGCAAUGCCCCAUGGGAACUGUAGUUCACUUUUUCUCAUGUUUUUAUGUACAGAGUCUUGUCUUAGGUUUUCUUUUCGUUCUCGUGAUUCAACAAACAUUUAAAAAAAAAAAAAAAAAAAAAUCUAACUGAAUGGGACUUUUGAUUUCUAAACACUGCCUGCCCAAAAUGAACUUCUCACACUUUGCUACUCUUUGCUGCCCUUCAAGCUUCCUGUAAAAUGCGUUUGAUUGUGGAAGUUGAACUACACGCACCACCCCAAAAAUCUUCAGACUGGUAUCUUUAUGCAAAUCAAACACAACCCAAAGUGACUCACUGAGCUUCUUUUUUUUUUAUCAACAAUAUCUUUUCAACACUUUUAAGCUUUUCAGGUUUUUGUUUUGUGCUCAUAGGAAGCUGUACUUUGCUGUCAUGUACAUUUCAGUUUUCAGCUGGAGAGUUUGUUGUUUCUUCUUUGUUCAUGAGCCCUCCACUUUGUUUGACUCACUGCUUGUGGCUGGGAUUAUCACAAUUUCAGACCGCUGGAUGAUUGACUGGCUGUAUGAGUGAUUUAAUAAAUGAAUGAGCUCACGUUUCGGUGUGUAUGUGUGAAAGAGAGCGCGAGAGAAAUCAAGACUGACAGGACAGAUGUGUCCCGACAUGAAACUGUAAACACAUUCAGCUCUGAACGUGCUGGAGCUGACGGUGUGAGUGUAAAGUGUGGAUCAUCUGCAAUAAAUAAUAUUUAACGUCAAA